Messenger RNA from Bursaphelenchus okinawaensis, 4598 nucleotides. Lineage: Eukaryota; Metazoa; Nematoda; Chromadorea; Rhabditida; Aphelenchoididae. The record is from the annotation of a GenBank genome assembly.
AUGAAAUUCUCACCAUGGCCAACAAUAGUGGCCAUAGGUAUACUGUCGUUGACAUCGGCCAUAACAACGAGUGACUCAGCCAAAUGCGCCUUCUACUGUUUCACAUUUCCUCAACAAGUAAGUCAAAGUAUUUUACCUAUUUCAAAUCUAGUUUCGUUUAAGCUUGUUAUUGUAUGAGUUUACUAUCGUAAAGCUUUUUUAUUGUAUAUUACUGUAUCGUACCAAAGUUAUAUUUUCUAGAAUCAAACGUUGAGUUCGUUGAACAAAACCCUGGCAGCUGUACCAAGCCUAGGAUGUACACAUCUUGUUUAUGGUUAUGCCUUUACCGACGAGAACGGCCGAGUCAAGAAUCCGACUGAGAAUGAUAUUGUACUUGAUAGCUACUACGGAAACUACAAGAAUCUUCGAGGGUAUGUUUAAGUCUUCUUUAUCUUUUAUGGUAUAAAACCUCAUAAAAAACUUCAUUUCAGAUUAAAACAAGGCAAGAACAAAGUAAAGACCCUUCUGGCCGUUCGCGAAGCUCCAGGAACCAACUUCAUCGACCAGUCGUAUGUUCAAGACUUGGCCAUAACCAACAUGAUAAACUUGGCCAAAGAGAACAGCUUUGAUGGCAUCUUUUUGGACCUGAUUCAACCAACCUUGUCAUCGUUCCACUUCACUCGCUUCCUGUCUGAACUAAAACAACACAUCAGCAAGGACUUCAUCUUGACCUUAUCAGUCGACGCUUCUGCAGUUAUAAGAUCGGCCGAUCAGCUGAAGAAGCUAGAAGACUCCGUAAGCAAUUUCUACAUCAAAGCUGACAACGUCGUUGGAGCUUCUUCAGACGCCGAGACCUUGCUACUGACUCCAAUUGAAACUGGCGGUGUGAUUCAAGAGGAAGUGACAUUGGAUUACGUAGCUGAUCGUCUGGAUGCCGUUCUGUUGGAGAGGAACAAGAUCGUGAUGGGAUUGAGUAGCUGGGGAAGAGGAUACACGAUGGAAGAGCCUCAGAAAGCCGGUGUAUUGGUGGACACAGCUUCAUUCGCCAAGAAAGGAAAUUCGACCAGCUCCGACGGUCGAUUUGCUUAUCAAGACGUAAGGAAGACAGCUUGAUCGUACUGUAACUUUCCUUUUAGACCUUUUUACAUAUUUGGUUAAGAAUGCCCUUUCAGAUGUGUCACUUGUUCAAAAAAGAAAAUUACCGUUACGAACAGACGAUGGGAGCCGUCUGGUUCGUAGGUAACAAUGCCAACUGGUACAGUCUCCUCCCACCCAAGCACAAGGUUGUUGACCAAGUCUUGACCUGGAUCUCGAACAGGCAUUAUUCUGGAGUCGGAAUCGUUCAACUUGAAGCCGACGAUCCAGAAAACGAAUGCAAAGACAACUCGUACCCUCUGCAUCGCUACAUCAACCACAAGUUCCAAUGUGCUCCACGAGAAGAAGUCAGGGGCAACACUUCACCGUGCAACCGAUUCUGCACCUUCAGAAGUUACCUGAAGGACGUCACGGUAGAGUUUGAAAAGUUCCAGCCUGAAUGGUGCUCUUACUACAUCAUUUCUACAGUGGACUUUGGUAUUACUGGCACCAUCAAGCAAGAUGACAACUUCGACGCUGUUUUCAAACAAUUCAACGAAUGGUCCGCCAAAGUGAAGCCAAAUCUUUUGGUUUCCAUUGGUGAUACCGUGGACUCGAAGACGUGGAAGUUUGUCAUGAGAUCUGAUGUAGCUCGAAGAGAUCUUUUACGGAAUAUUCAGCAGGUACAGUUGAACAUAUUAGUUGUUAUAGUUAUCUUACUGUUGCUUCACCUCACAGAAGACUAAAAGAUAACAAAAAUUUAACUAAAGUAAUAAAAACCAUAUUUUUAGUUGUACGACCACAGAAACAUUGAUGGAAUUGUGCUAUCUUGGACUCAAGGCUCAAUGGGUGGCAAAGGAAAGCCAGACAGUGUAGCCUUCCACAAGUUUGUGAAAGAACUGAAAGAAACCUUACCUAAGGCCAUCAUCAUUGUCACGGGAACGAUGGAAGGAACGAUGAGCAAAGACUACGACAUUCCCUUACUCAACAGGUAAGUACAAGUCGUAAACGUACUAAUGCGAUGAAUACAUAACAUGGCUUAUAUAAUUUGUAAAAUCAAAAUCUGACAAAAAAUAAUACUUUAACAGACUAUUUACAACGACAAAAAGAAACAUAUCUAACGAUAUUUUUCUAGAACGGUUGAUUACAUGUUGAUAGAAAUGUUCCGAUUCCAUGAUUCAAGUGAUACUGUAACUGGACAUCCAUCGCCUUUGUUGAGUAACUCCGAAUUACUGAAUGACAGCGAGAAAACGGUGGUAUGUCAGACACUCAGAGUCUACAAGUUAAACUAAUAUUUUACACUUAUUUAUAGCUGUUACUAAAAAACAUAGGUACAAAACUACUCAAAUUACACUACUGUUAUACCAAAACUUCCUUUUAUAGGAAGGUUUGGCCAACGAGUGGGUCAGUCUCGGCCUCCCCCGGUCCAAGAUCGUUCCCCAAUUCACCGCUCAAGUCAUGUACCAAGGGUUGGCGAACGAAAUCGACUGGCGUACCGACCGUAUCAUCGGCCAAAGUUCCAAUCCAGCCAAGGUGGUAAAGCAUCGUUCUCGAGAAAUCAUGUCACAGACCGAGUUGUGUCAAAUACUGAGCAGUAACGAUACUCACAGUGAAUUCCUGCCUGAACUUGCUGUGCCAACAGCUGUGAAAGGAAACGAAUUCUAUGCGUAUGAUGACAUUAGAAGCAUGAAGGUCAAGUCCAUCUGGUCAUCGCUGAACCAAUUUGGAGGUAUCGCCUUGAGUGGUCUAGAGAUGGACAAUAUCCAAGGACAAUGUCCAGCUGGCAGAGCUUAUCCGAUUUUGAGAACGAUUGUGGACAGCCAGGUACUUGUUGUUAAUACCAAAAAUCAUAUUUUUUCCCAAUAUAUCUUUAGGUUGAACUGUAUAAACUUAUCACCUUAAAACAAUGAAAAGCAAUUCCAGACCUGUGACAUGUGCCUCAAAGAACGUGAACCAGAAACCUUCAAGAAGCCCGAAUGUGUUGGAGUUCCCUUCCGCGUUGUCUGCAGCUACCGGCUACCCGACGCUAACGAUGUGAAGUCCCCAUUGGCUCCAGAAGACAUUCCUUUCAAAGACUGUUCAGAAGUUGUGGUCGAAGAAAUUCAACUAAAUUCUCAAGGUAGUCUUUCCUUCAGAGAUUCAACAACAGAAGAGAAGAUGAAUGUAUUGAAGAGUCUCGACCGGAUGGGAAAGAAACUGAUCGGUGCCAUCAGGUGCAACAUGAGUUCGGACGAAUUCGCUAAACUUCUUACUAGUAAGUUAUAUUACCUAGUCUCUUACACUGACAGUUAGCUUAUCUAAUAAAAACAAAACCACUUUCUAACCUUAAAAAACAUACUACUUUAACAUUAUAAAAUUACCAUAACUCAUCAUAAAAUAAUGGCAUUCAGACCUUGAAUUAAUCGAGGACAACAUUGAGAAGUAUCUGGACACGUACGGAUUGGAUGGAAUUGAAUUACGAUGCGACGAUAUGCUGACAACCGAUACUCAGAAAAAAUUCAGCAACUUGCUUCGAAGUUUGGUCAACAAUUCACAUAGCAAAAAGAACAGGACCAAAAGACAGUGUCCAUGGACCACGAGCAUCAGGUAUUAGAUUUAAGCACUUAUCCUGAAGUCUUUUGACAUAAUAACGAUUAAUAUUUACAUGUUGAACCUAUUUUAACAUUAAUUCUUACUUAUUUCCAAGCUUAUUUUUCCAUCUUCAGAAUCCCAGUAUGGCAAACGGAUUUGGGCACUUUCUACGACGUUCCCACCCUUAAGCAUCUUCACCAUGUCGCGCUAGAACCUUUCCAGGUCGAAAACAACAAAACCCAGCUGAUCAGCCCUCUGUUCUCGACCGAAAGCAAAUCCUUCACUGAAAACAGUAUCGACAACACUCUGAAGGCCUGGAUCAAGUCCGGAGUACCCAAAUCCAAGAUUCUGCUUCACAUCCCCGCCUACGGAAUCAAACAAAAAAUGUCGAAGCCAGCCGCGGCCGAUCAAGAGCUGGGAGCUCAAGUUCAAGGCCAAGUCCGAGUUCUAACUCAAGCUGAAGUCUGCAAAACAAUAGCGACUCCAGGUGUUCAGAACCACAUGAUGUUCGACAUGGUGGCCACAUUCUCGACAACGCCGGCGUUGGAGUUCGUCACUUACGAAACUCAACAAACCAUCCAUUACAAGGUAAAACAAUUCGCGAAAAAAUCCAAAACCCAUAAAAUUAUCCCUUCCCAAAAUUAUGAAAAUGAAAAAGAUUUUUUGAUUUUUUUUGGAAAAUUCGCUUGGUUUCAAGAAAUUUGUUGGAGGAUAUAUUAAUAACUUUUGGCAUUGUGUUUCAAGUUGGUAUUUUCCCUUUUCCACUAAUUUUUAAACUAUUUUUGCAGGGAAAAUUAGCUGAAAUACAUAUUGUCUAUAAAAUAAAGCUAUGAACUUGUUUUUAGAUCAAAUACGCGGUUCGUGAGCAGCUCGCGGGCGUGGGCCUGUUGACCAUCAACGAAGACGAUCACGGCGACAUCUGUCGACGAGGCAAGUUCCCACUCCUGAAGGAAGUCCACGCGGCCGUCUGUUAA